AUGCCAAUCCGUAAAACAAGACAUUCCUUUGAUUUGCAUGUUCCAUCUUACACAUAUACUAGUGUAAUUAAACAGAUACAAACUAUAAAUAAGAUGUUGAAUGCACCGGUUAUCCACUUCUUCGUCAUAAUUUUAGCUCCUUUGAACAGGUCCAAUUCCAAUAUGGGCACUAACCUUCCAAAUAAACGAGGUCUUUUAAAUGAAGUUGUAGAGAACACCGAAGAAAUGAGAAAGGAAGCCUCAAAUGAAAAUAAACUACUCACCUGUGAUGUAUGCAAAAUGUCCUUUAGAUAUCAAUGUUAUUUGGACGUUCACAAACGCAGACAUAGUGGCCAAAAACCAUUCGAAUGUGAAACUUGUGGAAAUCAAUUUUUCACAAAAUCUGAACUGAAUAAACACACACUGGUUCACAGUGAUAAAAAACCGUACAAAUGCAGAAAAUGUGGAAAACAAUUUAAACGUCAAUUCGUUUUAACUCAACAUAUGAUUAUUCAUAGUGAUGAAAAGCCCUUUGAAUGUGGAAAAUGCAAACAAGCUUUCAAACGUAAAUAUUAUUUGACUCUACAUUCGCGAACUCAUACGGGAGAAAAACCAUACAUCUGUGGUGAAUGUAAUGCAAGAUUUGCAGAUAAAUCCGCUAUGAAUAGACACGUGCGUGUGCAUAGAGGUGAAAGACCAUAUGAAUGCAAAGUAUGCAGAAUGAGGUUUACGCAGCAUACCUCCUUGAGUAGACACAUGCGUUCCCAUACUCGAGAUGAAUCAUUCAUAUGCAAUGUAUGUGGAAUGCGUUUUUCCACUAUUAUUGAUUGGGCGUUUCACGAACAGUCGCAUAAUAGUGAAAAUCAUUAA
Rodentolepis nana is the source of this 849-nucleotide messenger RNA. The record is from the annotation of a GenBank genome assembly. NCBI's taxonomy places the organism in Eukaryota, Metazoa, Platyhelminthes, Cestoda, Cyclophyllidea, Hymenolepididae.